Molecule: messenger RNA, 1205 nt
Organism: Erinaceus europaeus (western European hedgehog)
Lineage: Eukaryota; Metazoa; Chordata; Mammalia; Eulipotyphla; Erinaceidae
Gene: THOC6
Product: THO complex subunit 6
Exons: 13
Coding region: 113-1132 (339 amino acids)
Biological process (GO): mRNA export from nucleus
Cellular component (GO): THO complex; transcription export complex
Molecular function (GO): protein binding
Source: RefSeq, a predicted model, not a curated record
GGGCCAAUAGUGUCUGGACAGCGAGACGCCGCGAAGAGAAGCCGCUCGGACUCGCCGGGACGCACGAAAUUGCGCUGUGCGCAGAGCACUCUGGGAUUUGUAGUUCCACAAGAUGGAUGCCCCGGGGCCACUGGGUCAGGUGGAGGUGUUCCAGGCCCUGCGGCAGCUGCACAUGACCAUCUUCUCCCAGAGCAUCUCACCCUGUGGGAAAUUCCUGGCAGCUGGCAACAACUACGGGCAGAUCGCCAUCUUCAGCCUGUCCGCUGCUUUGAGCUCUGAGGCCAAGGAGGAAAGUAAGAAGCCAGUGGUGACCUUCCAAGCUCAUGACGGGGCGGUUUACAGCAUGACGUCCACGGACCGCCAUCUGCUCAGCGCUGGGGAUGGGGAGGUGAAGGCCUGGCUGUGGGCAGACAUCCUCAAGAAGGUAAAAGGUUGUAAGGAGCUGUGGCGUCGGCAGCCCCCGUACAGGACCAGCCUAGAAGUGCCAGAAAUCAAUGCCCUGCUUCUCGUCCCCAAGGAGAAUGCCCUCAUCCUGGCGGGCGGAGACUGCCAGCUGCACACCAUGGACCUGGAGACGGGCACCUUCACCCGGGCCCUCCGAGGCCACACAGACUACAUCCACUGUCUGGCUCUGCGGGAGCGGAGCCCUGAAGUGCUGUCGGGUGGCGAGGAUGGUGCAGUGCGGCUCUGGGAUCUCCGCACUGCCAAGGAGGUGCAGACCAUCGAGGUGUACAAGCACGAGGAGUGCUCCAGGCCCCAGAACGGCCGCUGGAUUGGCUGUCUGGCAACAGACUCAGACUGGAUGGUCUGUGGUGGGGGCCCGGCACUCACUCUUUGGCACCUCCGCUCUUCCACGCCCACCACCGUCUUCCCUAUGUGGGCCCCCCAGAGGCAUGUCACCUUCUACCAGGACCUGAUCCUCUCCGCCGGCCAGGGCCCCUGCGCCAACCACUGGCAGCUGAGCGGGGAGCUCAAGGCCCAGGUGCCCAGCUCCUCUCCGGGGCUGCUCAGCCUCAGCCUCAAUCAGCAGCCGGCUGCCCCCGAGUGCAAGGUCCUGACCGCUGCAGGCAACAGCUGCCGUGUGGACGUCUUCACCAACCUGGGCUACCGCGCCUUCUCCUUGUCUUUCUGAUGCCUGCCCCCUCCCUGCCGCUGGGCACCUUUCUUUAGUUUUUACAAAUAAAGUCUCAGGCUUUGCUCCUUUG